AGAAAAGGCAUAAGUUAAGGGAAUUAAAUAGCACAAAAUUAUUGAACAUAGAAAGAGAAGCUGCAAAAAUAGCCUUAUUCUUCUGAGAUCUAAAAUGAAGUUCUUGUUCCAGUGCCCCUGCUGCUCCUGCUUCUGCUUCAUGAAGCCAAAACAAGGGAAGCCCAAGAUCAAGGAAGAACCCAAGAAGGAGGUCAAAGAAACCAAGGUUGAAGAAAAGAAGGACUGAUACAUGUAACUCCAUUUCAUUAUUUCUUCUUCUUCUUCUCACCAACAUUAUAAGGAUGUGCUUCUUCUUCCUUUAAUUACUACUGCCAUCUCCCAUCUUGUUACUUUCAAACUCUACAAUGCCUUUGCAAAACUUCACUUUCUUCA
Messenger RNA from Vigna angularis (adzuki bean), 372 nucleotides. RefSeq lists its product as uncharacterized. NCBI's taxonomy places the organism in Eukaryota, Viridiplantae, Streptophyta, Magnoliopsida, Fabales, Fabaceae. The transcript has a single exon. The coding region runs from base 95 to 226 and encodes 43 amino acids. The record is from RefSeq and is a predicted model, not a curated record.